AUGGAGAAGCGCGCCCAAGGCAAGCCAGCCCCUAAACAUGUGCAAGCAGUGGCCUCCGAAAGCGAGGACAGGGACGUGGCUCACCUGCUUGAUAGCUGCCACAGCGGCCUGGAUUGCUACCUACAGCAGAUGCCCAACCAGACGACGCAGGUGACGCAGAAGCCGAAGCACGAUCUCGCUGACCCAGAGCUCGCUGACCCGCCAGCCGACGCUUCCAGAGGACCGAAACACUACCGCAUCUACACCGAUGACAGCCGCGAGGAUGGCUAUGAAGAUGACGGUGGGGACAGAUGGAGCUGGCGGAACCCAGAGCCCCGGCACACUGCACAAGCAGACGACUGGGAAGAGCAAUGGGAGACUUGGGAAGAGCGGGGGAGGGACGACAGGGCGAGCGAGUCUUCAUAUGUGUACGAGGACGAGACGUCGGUCAGCGAUGAGUUCAUCCGGCGCCAGCAAGAAGGGGAGCCGCUCCACGCGGUCCCCAAAGAGGCUCCCAGCUCAACUCAACGGGACCGCCUUGCGAAAGUGGUGGAUCUGUUGGAGGUGCUUGCAAGGGCGAGCCUCCCCACGCUUCUGAACUCAUUCUGGAGAUCGGGCGACUUCACCAAGCACCACAACACCUUCCAUACUCAUCCCUCCACCAAGGACUACCCACGAGUGGGCAACUGGAACCUGUCACUGACGGGAAGCAUGCUGUGCCCGCCGCUCCGAAGCAUAUACCGGGACCCAUCAGCCUUCGGAUCCUUCAUGGAGGCGUUUGUGGUGUGCCACGCCCAAAUGUCACCGCAGCCGACUUGGUUCCCGGACCUGGAGCUCCUGGUGACCCUGGUCACCACAAUGACCGACACCUGUUCUCCGGCUACGUAUGAGGCCCUCACCUGGCGCUCAAGCCCGGCCGAGUUCAUUCACGUCUUCAAGACCUACGAGGAACAGGCCCCAGAACCUGGAGAAGCGGGCACAGGAGCGCUACGCAAUCUCCUCGACACGCCGGUAGCAGCCAGGGAACAGCGCACCGGAACAGGUGAGCCGCGACCGGCCACCCCUUCGGCUCCUGAGCCCAAUGAGCUACCAGCACAAGAGGAUGUGCCAGAAACGCCGCCACCAGCACAGCUUCAGCAAGUGGCACAACAAAAGACGGAGCCUGCUGUGGACUCGCCAACGAGCUCUCAGGCUGACGCGUGCCAACCGGCUCGGCACCAGGAAGGGAAGGUUGACACCCCCUCGCAGCGGUCAGAGCACUCCGAUCCUCCAGAUGAUGAGCCGAUGCGGUCCCCGAAGGACCGGACCUCAGACGAGGCCAACACUACCCACCGACUGAUCGGAGGCCACAGAGUCAGACCGCCACCGAGCCCACCGUCCAGAUCGGGCUCCUCCCCUGUCGACGAAUCGGGCACUGAGCACUGGAUGCGAAAGCAUGGCAAGCCCAGCAGGGUCAGGGGCGAAAGGGCUAAGGAAAUCUCGAAGGCCCUCACUCAGCUUCUUCGCCAUGCAGCCCCUCGGCUGAAGAUUCCCAUCCAGGAAGAUGGGUACAUGGAGAUGGGUGCCCUUCUAAGGGCCCCAAGGUUCUGGAACCAAUGGAUCACGGAGGCCGAGGUCAUUGACGUGAUCCACUACAACCAGAAGAGCAGGUUCGAGGUCUGCUUCCAGCAAGGCAUCUACCUAGUGAGAGCCCUCCAGGGCCACUCCAUCAGCCACAUCCGCGACGAUCUGGUUCUCACCCCACUGUCAGUGGACCAGACGCCAGAAUACGCGGCCCAUGGCACUUUUUACGAUUUUUAUGGCAGCAUCCUGCAACAUGGACUGAUGGCAGGUGGCCGACAUGGUCCGACUUUCCGCCGUCAUAUUCAGCUGGUAGAAUGGUUGCCGUGGCAAGGCGCAGUUUCAGGGAUGCGCAGCGACUGCGAUAUCGCAACCUGGAUCCGCACCCGCGAAGCGGCGGCCGCAGGGGUCCGCUUCUACAGGUCGGCCAACGACGUGCUCCGCACGGAAACCACGCUCGAUCCGGCCCUUUUCCAUAGCGUCCAAAUCAUGCGGAGCACAGAGGUGUUGACCGCCGAUGGCGGUCCACCACAUCCGCAGCAGGUCGCAUUGGCCAUUUCCCGUGCUCCGACUCGGGACACACAGCGCAGUGAGCAAUACAUGGCUGCUGAGUGCGACACACCGCACGGCAGCCAGACGACGCCAAGCAAGGACCAGGACCCCAUCUACACGCCGGUCUACUGUCACAACGUCGGGGGCCUUGGCUCGGGUAUGUACGAGGAUCUAAUGGGCGUGAUGCUCCUGAUUCGCAGAUCCCUCACCCAGGCUGGCCACUACCGACCGAUCGGCCUACAAGACCAACUCGGCAAACUCACCUUCAAGGCGCUCGUGGAGCCCCACCAGAACCACAUAUAUAGCCUCAUCAUGCAAUUCCCGCAAUACGGCUACACGCCUGGCCGCUCGCACCGAGAUGCGCUACGCAGAGUGUUCGAUCAUUGCUCCAGUGUAAGGGCCAACUGUCGGGCACUGCACAGCACUCUUCAUGAUCGGUUUGCUGGGACGGCGGCGAAAACCAUGACAGGUGGGCUCCAGAUCACACUGGAUCUAGCGGGAGCUUUUGACGCCAUGCCGAGACAUCGCCUGCUUGAGGGUAUGCAGCGCAUGCAACUGCCGGCACACCUUAUUCACAUCGUGAUGAGCUGGCACCAGCAAGCGCACUACCACAUCAACCAUGACGGCACUGAUCGCGUCAUUCACGCGCUACGACGUCAACUCAACAAGGAGACCUCGGACCCCAGUCCCAACCCGGAUGUUUUUCGCAGGGGACCAGAGAGCCACGCCUGGCAACGAGUCAUGGACACGCUACAGCUAGAAGGCUCCACGCAACUCACAGAGAUCAUGGACCCACCACAGAAGGAAUACCCGAACAUAGAUGCAGAGUCCUUUUUCCCACCCAAGCAAAUCCAGACGCACAUGCACUCAGAGAAUGCAGCUUUUCGUCUCCAGGACCGCAGCUGGCUCCAGCAGUAUUGCGCCCUGUGCUCCCAGUGGAUUGCAUGCUCAGGGAAGAUGAAGCAGCACUAUAGAGACAGGAUGGACCAGCUUCAGGAAGUCUUCGGCCCCCUGGUGACGGAGCAGCUGAACAACAUGGACUGGCAGCCGGUGAAGAGGGAGGCCGAGCCCAACUCGGCCCCUGCAGACAGAAGCAAGGCGUCGCGAACGGAGCUGGGGAAGGGGAGACCAUGGCAGCUGGCCCCCACCAACAAACAACCCUGGCGCAAAGGUGGGGGAAAGGGACGAUUCUCGGAAGGUCCCAACCUGAACUACCUAAUCAAGGCGCUAGCCAGGCUGGCCCUUCAACAGGAGACGGCGCUCAAGAUUCUUCGACAGGACUACAGCUGGGUGCUCUUUGUCCAGCCGGGCAACCAGGGACCCCUGCCCCUCCUCUUCGCGGAAAUGGAAGAAGACAUCGGCGGAGCGACGCCCACGCCGUUCCAGACCAAGGCCGAGGAGUCGAAGUGGCUGCAGGACGGAUGCUGGUGCUAUCAGAAGUGGUCGCCGGCCCUGGGGAGCCUAGUGGAGGACGAGAACAGGCCCCCUCUGGCUCAUACGAAGUUGGUAGAGGCACUGCAGCUAGUGCUUCCCCUCAUCAUGCAGCCCUACAUGGUCCAUCGAUUUCAUGCGACGCGCCCACUGGCCGGGAACAUGACGGGCAUCACCACCUUUCAACUCGACGUCUCGAACAGGACGAAGGGCCACAUGACGGUAUGGGAGUGCCUGGAGGCGUUGACGGGAUUGGCGGCCUUGCAGGUGAUAGUGAUAGGGCUCCAGCUUCGGCGCGAUUCUCUCAAACAAUCGCCGGCUGCCGCGCUUGUCCAACAGGCGUUGGCCGAGUACUCCUGA
This is a messenger RNA of Symbiodinium sp. CCMP2592, 3882 nucleotides long. The record is from the annotation of a GenBank genome assembly. Lineage: Eukaryota; Dinophyceae; Suessiales; Symbiodiniaceae.